AUGGCGGACAGCGGCCCCGCGGGGGGCCCAGCGUUGACUGACCCGGGCCCCGGGUCAGACAAUGCCAACACAGGGCCCCGAGUCUACUUCCAGAGUCCCCCUAGCACCCCAGGUGAAACCCCCGGCCCGGGGAACACCCCGGAGGAAGAAGGCCCUGUGAGAAAGCCGGGGAAGAUCGUUGUCAAGUACAACCGCAAGGAGCUCCGGAAGCGCCUCAACCUGGACGAGUGGAUCUUAGAACAGCUCCCGGGUCUCUACGACUGCAAGGAAGAGGAAAUCCCAGAGCUCGAGAUAGAUGUGGACGAACUCUUAGACAUGGAAAGCGACGAUACCCGGGCUGCUAGAGUCAAGGAGCUGUUAGUUGACUGUUGCAAACCCACCGAGGCCUUCAUUAAUGAUCUGCUAGACAAGAUCCGGGGCAUGCAGAAGCUGACCAUACCCCUGAAGAACUAA
This is a messenger RNA of Apodemus sylvaticus (European woodmouse), 453 nucleotides long. Its product is annotated as protein phosphatase 1 regulatory subunit 14B-like. Gene Ontology annotation, biological process: regulation of phosphorylation; innate immune response. Lineage: Eukaryota; Metazoa; Chordata; Mammalia; Rodentia; Muridae. The transcript has a single exon. Gene Ontology annotation, cellular component: cytoplasm. Gene Ontology annotation, molecular function: protein serine/threonine phosphatase inhibitor activity. The record is from RefSeq and is a predicted model, not a curated record. The coding region runs from base 1 to 453 and encodes 150 amino acids.